This is a messenger RNA of Komagataella phaffii GS115, 1080 nucleotides long. RefSeq lists its product as hypothetical. The transcript has a single exon. The coding region runs from base 1 to 1080 and encodes 359 amino acids. The record is from RefSeq and is a predicted model, not a curated record. NCBI's taxonomy places the organism in Eukaryota, Fungi, Ascomycota, Pichiomycetes, Pichiales, Pichiaceae.
AUGGAUUUCAAGAUAGCCAAUUUGAUAUUUCAAGAACGAGAAUUAACCAAUUGUUUAAGAGAGCUUGCUGAGCUGGAAACCAAACGAAAACGACAAAUAUAUCGUGUGGUUAACUACCUGAUUGUUUUAAAAAAUGCGGAUCUAGGCAACGGUAACUCGUUGAAGAAUGUGAGUACUCACAAGGAAGAUCACCUGAAAGUUCUAGAUGAGCUUCGGGAAACGAAGGGGCAACUGAGUCACCUUCAAUUUCUGUUGGACAACGCUAAUUUGGAAAAGAAGAAUCUAGAGAAAACUUACACUGUUCGAAAGGCAAUACUUGAAUCGAAGGUUGAGAUGGGGCUUAAAACGAUCAAGCGAUUGAAAGAAAGAAGGGAUUCAGCACAACCUAAAACGAACAAUCCAUUUGCGCAGAAUUCCUCUACACCCUUUGCAACUACUCCUGUGCUGAACAAGAUCACCAUAUUCAAGACGGCAGCAGAAGUGAAUGGACGUAAAAUCAAAUCUCCUGCAAAGCAUACCCCUUUACCAAAGAAAUCUGGCAGCAAAAUACCGCUAUUGGCUCCAGGAAAACAAAAUGCAUCUCCUUCAAAAGCCAUAAGGAGUCCCCGGCCCCAAAAUGGAUCAAGAAUUGGGAGAACACUUCUGGCAACGUCAACACCUGAUGCGACAAAUACCAAACUUUAUGGCUUGAAUCAAACUAGUCCUUUGCGAAGUUUAUUGCUUCAGAACAAGGAUAAACAAAACAAUGAAAUUACCAGAACGUCUAUUUUUGAUGAUGACGAUGACGACAAUGAGGAUGAGAUUUCUGACCAUUCUUUCGAAAGGAAAGUUCCUACUCAAAGUGCGAUGGGUAACAACAUUCUUACAGACAAGUCAAACCGCAAGAAGAGAAAACUUUUCAGUACACGCAACGGGUUAAAGCGUUUUCUAGCAGAUCAUGAUAGAGUAGACGAUGACGGCGAUCAUUUAGAUAACUCUGGCCCAGCGUCACCUAUUUUGAAGAAGCUCAAAGAGAAGCAGAUCAUAAGUCCUUUGAAAAAAAAAAAUCAAGCUGCUAGAGUUAAUAUAUUUGGCAACUAA